UCUUUGGGUCAUUUACUCCUUUCAUUAAGUUCAACCCAUAGUUGUUUUUUCAUAGAAAUACACCUUUUUUUUGCUUUUCUGAUAAUUUGCCUAAUUAACAAUAUAAGUGGCACAAAAGUGACAGAACAAAGACCAAACCUGAUAAGGCAAUAAAGGCAUCUGAAUGUCUAGCCAUCUCUGCCUUUCUUUGAUGCAUAUCUCCAAGUCUUCACUUCCCCAACUGUUUCACCAAUCAACUGUGAAAGCAACCAGCCCAAAACCGCUUGAUCUUGUGAGCAGGAAUUGGAGCAAACCGCUGGUUAGAGGAGUUCCUCCAGCAGCCAGGUUUGAUCAUGCUGCUACUGUUCAUACGGCUCGUCGCGAGCUUCUGAUAUUUGGUGGUAUUAAAUAUCUAGAGUUUGUUAAUGAUCUCCAUGUUUUAAAUAUUGACACAUGGGAAUGGUCGAGACCCAAGCAGCAUGGGGAUAUACCAGGACCACGCCGUGGUCAUGCAGGUGCAACAAUUGGAGAUAGCUGGUUUAUUUUCGGUGGUUACAAUGGAACCACUGCCGAUGAUCUUAUCGUCCUCAACAUGUCAAAUUAUGUAUGGUCAGUGUUACCGACUACAGGGGAAUGCAUAUCUGCUACCACGAUGGGAUCGAGUUUGGUAGCGAGCGCCUAUGAAGGUCAGACUGUGCUGAUAUCUUUUGGUGGAUUUAGUAAUUGCCUUACGAAUAAGGUGCAUAUCCUUAAACCAAGCCAUAAGUCACCCUUGAUGACACCGAUUCCCAACUGUACGUAUGGUGUGCAUGGUGCUCCCAAUGAUACCUUUGAUCCCAGGGGAACUGGGAAAACCGAAUCAACCGCUGCUUCUGCUGCCGAAGAUCACCUUGCAUAUGAGCUUCAAUAUUUACGUGAUCAGCUGAGAGUCGAGGAGGUGAAAUAUCAAAAACUUAAGGACAUCUGAAUCUGAAGCUCUUUGCAUGUGGACAGGGAGAUAAAAUAAAUUUUUUAUGUGGAA
This is a messenger RNA of Cuscuta campestris, 1000 nucleotides long. The record is from the annotation of a GenBank genome assembly. NCBI's taxonomy places the organism in Eukaryota, Viridiplantae, Streptophyta, Magnoliopsida, Solanales, Convolvulaceae.